Messenger RNA from Castor canadensis (American beaver), 1131 nucleotides. NCBI's taxonomy places the organism in Eukaryota, Metazoa, Chordata, Mammalia, Rodentia, Castoridae. The record is from RefSeq and is a predicted model, not a curated record.
AUGGGGCAGGUCUUGGCAUGCAGUGCCUGCUAUUCUUUUGGUAUAUGGUGUGGUGGAGAGGCCUCCAAGGAGCUAAGGGUUCAGAGUGCUGAUGUUUCAGCUCUCCCUGGUGUUUUACCUCAUUCAAGCAAGUCUCCAGAUUGUUGUCAAAGUCCCUGGAUCAUGGAGGUCAGAAGAUAUCUAAGCAAUGUAAAAAUGCAAAAUAUAACAUCCGUAUCAGAAUUCCUCCUCAUGAAACUCUCAGAGGAUCCAGAGCUGCAUCCUGUUCUUUUUGGAGUGUUCUUGACUAUGUACCUGGUCACAGUGCUUGGGAUUCUGCUCAUCAUCCUGACCAUCAUCUGUGACUCUCACCUCCAUACCCCUAUGUACUUCUUCCUCUCCAAUCUGUCCUUAAUUGAUAUCUGUUUCACUUCUGUCACAGUCCCGAAUAUGAUUGUGGACCUCCAAAAUAGCAGAAGAGUCAUCUGCUAUGUGGACUGUAUGACACAGAUGUCCCUUUUAAUAUUUUUUGGAUGUACAGAUAGUCUGCUUCUCACUGUGAUGGCUUAUGAUCAGUUUGUGGUCAUCUGUCAUCCCCUGCAUUACUCAGUCAUCAUGAAUCUUCAACUCUGUGCCAUCUUAGUACUGGUGUAUUUUUUGUUUGAUCUUUUGGACUCCCAAUUGGAUAAUUUGAUUUUCUUACAAUUUUCCUUUCAAGGAUGUGAAAUUUCUAAUUUCUUCUGUGGUCCUUCUGAACUUCUUAGUCUUGGCUGCUCUGAUACCUUUACCAUUAAUGUAAUCAUGUAUUUUCUUGUUGGCGUCUUUGGAUUUCUUCCUAUCUCAGGGAUACUUUUCUCAUAUUAUAAAAUUAUAUUUUCAAUUCUAAGAGACACAUCAACAGAUGGGAAGUAUAAAGCCUUCUCAACAUGUAAGUCUCACCUAUCAAAUGUGUGCCUAUUUUAUGGAACAUCCCUUGGAGUAUACCUCAGUUCAGUUAUAUCACAUUCUCUAAGAAAAGUUAUGGUGGCCUCAGUGUUGUACACUUUGGUUGCUCCUAUGCUUAAUCCCUUCAUCUACAGCCUGGGGAACAGGGAUGUUAGAGGUGCCAUGAGGAAGAUUAUCAGGAAAACAUUAUAUUCUGAGAAACUGUGA